AUGUGGACCCAGGACAGCGCUCUGAUGCUGCUGCUCGCCUGCUGCCUUUGGUCAGCCGAGGCUCAAAGCGAGAGGGGACAAAACAUCUGGGACGAUCCCAUCAAGUUCAAAACGCAGGCCAAGGACACGUGCACCAUGAUCAUCACCGGUCAGGGGGAAUAUACCCGGCUGAGGCUGUCGUGCCGGAGCAGCAGGCUCUCCUACUGGUGCGAGUACGUGGGCAGGCCUCACACCUGCAGCUCCUACAACAAGAACCCUCGUCACUACUUCGUCCAGAUGAUGUGGGGCCUCAGGAAGCUCCAUAACGCCUGCCAGGCGCCGAGGCAGAUCAAACCUCACAUGUGCAGGAAGGCAACCGAUGAGUCUCAAAUGGUCUACUCGUCCGCAUCCUUCUCCCGGUCCGGGACGGACGGUUCGACGAGGAUGAGACCAGCACCAUCGCCUAGCAGACCUCAACCACGCCCGGCACCCACAAGGCCCGGUUCUGGGAGGCAAAUCAUUCGAUUCCUGCCACGAGUGGAGCCCACACCGACAGCCAGUCCUCCACCAGUGACGGCCCCUGUGGAAAGCAAUGCUAAGAGGAUGGCUCAGCGGUACUGCUGGAGGUCUCUUCAAGGCAUCUGCUCCUACUUCAUCGGUUUGGUUCGGCACUAACGAGGGAGAUUUACAAUUCUGAUGAAGAUCAUUUCUGUUAUCUGAUUAAAGCGGCCGGAGGGAAAUUCCAGACCAGCAGUUUGUUCAUUGGUGGCAGAAGAGAUAGAAGAACUGUAGCGCUCUCUUCAGGUGAAGUGAUGGUACUGCUGUGACCAGACAAAACAGGAUUUCUCUGUAAACCUGCGUGCAUCAUCCUCCAAAUGUACCAGCUUUGCAAAACUCUACAAAUCUUAAUUGUGUAAGAACAAACUAAGCAGCUCACAGAGAAGGAUAUGAAAUACAUGUAUGAAAUGGUACAAGCACUACUUUAACUUGUGACAAUGUUUCUGCGGCUGCACAAAC
This is a messenger RNA of Anoplopoma fimbria (sablefish), 996 nucleotides long. It is a transcript of the gene fgfbp2a, whose product is annotated as fibroblast growth factor binding protein 2a. Bases 1 to 654 code for a protein of 217 amino acids. Gene Ontology annotation, biological process: cell-cell signaling. Gene Ontology annotation, molecular function: growth factor binding. The transcript has 2 exons. Lineage: Eukaryota; Metazoa; Chordata; Actinopteri; Perciformes; Anoplopomatidae. The record is from RefSeq and is a predicted model, not a curated record.